This is a messenger RNA of Lethenteron reissneri (Far Eastern brook lamprey), 2207 nucleotides long. It is a transcript of the gene BBOF1, whose product is annotated as basal body orientation factor 1. Lineage: Eukaryota; Metazoa; Chordata; Hyperoartia; Petromyzontiformes; Petromyzontidae. The record is from RefSeq and is a predicted model, not a curated record.
CGUGGAGACGCUCGGCGUGGCAACAGAAACAACAAGGCUGGAGGAGGCGGUAAAGGUUUAUUUUACGAGUAAAAGUCUCGACGGUAAAACUACUUAAAGUUAAAGCAAGGGACACUCCGCAACGAUGCCUAAGAAGAAGAAGGGCAAGGCCAAGGGAGCGAAGAAGGGGAAGAAGAAGAACAAAACCGGGGAGCACAAGGAGAGGCAGACGGAUCGCGAGAUGGAGCUGGAGCGAGCGUGUGCCAACGCCACGCUCUGGGAGUCCCGGCUGGAGGCCACGGAACGUUCCCGUGGCGAGUACCGGGAGGCUGCACGCCGCAUGGCUCAGUCCAACAACGAGUUGUUCCAACAGCUGGGGUCCGUGGAACGCGACUCCAUAGACGUCAUCAGCUACAUGAAGUCGCAAGACCUGGAGAAGGACAGGAUGAUCAAGAAGCUGCAAAAGCAGAUUGAAGACAAUCGACAAGAAAUAAGGGACGAAAUGAAAAAACUGAUUGACGAGGCGAAGGAGCAGAAGGCGGAGAUGGAGUUGCGGCUGGAGCAUAAGAGCAGUGAGGUCAGUCAACUCCAGAGCGAGCUGAGAGACAUGCACGAGUUUCGCCUGAAGCGGGACCAGAUGCAGCAAGAGCUGGAUGAGAUUACAGAGAGUAUGAAUGCAGCCGGCAAGAAUCACAAAGAAGCUCUGGCCAAAAUGGAGAGAAAGUUUUUGGAAGAUAAGGUUCGUCUAGAGGAGGAAGCAGGGCAGGUGGUCAACCAGCUGGCUGAGCAGGCUCAUACAGAGGCCAUCAUGAAACUUGACGAGACGACUCAAGCGGUGUACAAAGAGAACGUGCGGCUCAGCGAGGCCUUGACCCUGCACAAGAAUGACGCACAAACACUUCGCAAGAAGAACGAGAUUCUCGUGGAACAUAACAACCGGCUCUGUCAAGAGAAGGAGGAGAGGGCACAGCUGAUUCGGGAGAAAGUGGAGGAGGCAGCUCAGCAGAAGGAGAAGCUGCGCAAGCUGCAAAGGAAGGUGGAGAUGCUGGAGCAGAACCUGAGGCUCAUGGCACGCGAGUUUGAGGAGGAGCGAGCGGUCGCCCGUGCCCAGUGGCAGUCGGAGAGCCAGGCCGACCGAGCUGAGGUAAUGCAGCUCCGGCACGCGAUGGAGCUGCGCGCACGCGAGAUGAACCGUGUCAAGAAACUCGCGCGCAACAUCCUGGACCAGCGCAGCGAUGUGGAAGCCUUCUUCCUGGAGGCGUUGGCGCAGGUGCAGGAGGAGGUGGCCACCAGCCGCGCUCACUACAAGCGCGCCGCGCAGCACGCCUACCAGCGCAAGCUGCAGGGAGCUCUCGCCGGCACGGAGGAGUACCCGCGAGUGCGCACCUUUGGCAAGCUGCAGCACAGUACCAACAGCGUCUACAGGGAUGUAGAGGAAGCAGAGAAAUGGAACAACAUCACAGCAGAAAAAGUGGACAUCUGUGACCUGACUUGGGAGCAGAAGGAACGAGUGCUAAGGGUCCUCUUUGCUAAAAUGAACGGGGAGAUGAGCAGCAGGAAAACUCGCAAGACGGAAAUGAUUUUGUCAGCACCGGCAGGGGGCAUUCCAAGCGUGAAAAAUGCACAGCAAGACAGCAUUGCGGAUGGGGAGGCUCCCAAUCUCACAUUCAUCACCCAAGGUACUUUGGACUCCUCGCCAGCAGGAGGCCUCUCCCUACCAGCCAUCCGAACUGGGCCAAGUCCAGGGCGAAUGCAAGCACAUCUCGCUGCACCAUAGCGAUACUCUCUGUAGCUUCGAGGCCAGCGAUUAUUAGAUGGUUAGUUUGCCCCAUCGAUAUACCUGUGUGUGGACGUAACACGAUCGAUUUUGGACACAGUUAUGAGUUUCUGUACUUCUGAUGUAGGAAUUUCAUCUGCUAAAAUAAUUAAGGACAGUUUGCUUUGAUCAUUAAAAUACUUAGAUUCAAACAUACUUUUAAAAUCAUGGCUUUUAAAGUUGUGUACGUGAAUAAUUGCAUUGUAAAUUUCAUGAUGUGUAUUUUUAAAAAGUGUUUUCGUGUAUUGGAAGAUUACUUCGUGUUGCUUUUUUCACAAUUUAAGUUGAUAUGAUGUGUAGCUAAAGGACAACAGUAAUAUAAUUGGAUUGAAUAUCGGUAUACGUUUUUUUGAUGAAAUGAUCAUGUGUAGCAAAAAUAAGUUAAAACAUGAAUAAAGUUGUUUCAACACCA